This is a messenger RNA of Helicoverpa armigera (cotton bollworm), 1278 nucleotides long. Its product is annotated as gustatory receptor for sugar taste 64a. The coding region runs from base 1 to 1278 and encodes 425 amino acids. The record is from RefSeq and is a predicted model, not a curated record. Gene Ontology annotation, molecular function: taste receptor activity. The transcript is spliced from 9 exons. Gene Ontology annotation, biological process: sensory perception of chemical stimulus; detection of chemical stimulus involved in sensory perception of taste. NCBI's taxonomy places the organism in Eukaryota, Metazoa, Arthropoda, Insecta, Lepidoptera, Noctuidae. Gene Ontology annotation, cellular component: membrane.
AUGUCGAGUAAGGAAUUCAAACAAUUUUUGCGACAAAACAAAUUGCUUUUACCUCAGCAACCGAUUCAUGAUGAUUUCUUAGACGUUAUUGAAAAGGUGUUCCACUGGUCUUGUUUCUACGGUGUAUUCGGUUCCAAGAGGUUCAUUAGCUUAAUAUGGAGCACCUUGAUACUAGGAUCUCUGGUCAUCAUCGAAGUCUUGGCUAUCUGGAAGGUUAUAAGAGCACUCGCUGGUGUUGCUAGAGAUAUGAGUGGUCAUCGAAGCGUAACAGCCCGUCUAGCAGGAACCAUAUUCUAUUCCAUUUCAAUACUAUCCCUAGUACUCAUCUCAAAACUUUACUAUAACUGGAGAACAAAUAUAGCAGGAAUAUGGGGUAAAGUGGAACGCUCCGUUGGUGUCAAAAUUCCUGUGGAUAAGACAUUGAAAUGUCGCAUGUCUUUUGUUGCUGGUCUUAUGACGUUUUGCUCAUUCUUUGAACAUGCACUGAGCAUACUAGCAUCAGUAGGAUUUGACUGUCCGCCAUCUUUGAUACUGAAGCGAUAUGUUCUGGUUUCACAUGGAUUCAUUUUUAUGGGACAGGACUAUUCCGAAUGGUUUGCCAUGCCACUAGUCAUUAUAAGCACCAUAGCCACCUUGCUAUGGAACUUUCAAGAUCAGCUGAUAGUACUCAUCAGUAUGGGCUUGACUUCAAGGUAUCGGCGACUCAACGAAUGUCUAGCCAAAUUUUGUGAGUUGGAAAAGCAGCAUAUGGAUUCUGAUAAGAAAGUAGAAGCAGUAAAAGUGUACACUUGGCGCAAGAUAAGAGAAGCGUACGUGAAGCAAGCGAUGCUGGUCCGCAAAAUUGAUGUCGCUCUCGGCGGUAUUAUCAUUCUGUCUUGUUCCUGCAACUUCUAUUUCAUAUGCUUGCAAAUGUUUCUGGGAAUUACGCAAGGAAUGUCCACAGAUUUUUUGACAGGGCUCUAUUACAUGGUAUCGCUAGCUUGGUUAUGUAUUAGAGUGCUUAGCGUUGUAUUAGCUGCAUCAGGCGUGAAUACUCACUCAAAAUUAGCCCUUAAUCAUCUUUAUACUUAUGAAACCCAUUGUUAUAAUGUUGAGGUAGAGAGACUCCAAGACCAACUUACUAAAGACUACAUCGCUCUAAGCGGGAUGGGUUUCUUCUAUCUAAACAAAACUAUUUUGUUACAGAUGGCAGGUGCAAUAAUAACUUAUGAACUUGUGUUGAUUCAGUUUGAUGAUCAAGGCAAUGAUGGGAUCGCAUUAAAUGCUACUAACAUCUGA